CUGCCUGAUCGAGCAAGAACCGCGCCCUUGAGGCCCCUCGAGCCUUUCUUGACGCACGCUGGCCGCCUUCCAGGCCUUCCGGUGAUGGCUCGGGGAUCAGAGCAAUGCCAUCAUCAGUCUUCGACACGGCCUCUUGGGUUGGACACGGUGACUUUUUCACUGGCUGCUCGACAGCGUUUUAUAGGGGAAAACACCGUCUGACUUUGGGACCCAGGCCCUCCGCUCCCCCCUGGUCGUAUACAAUGUCCCUCAACCCCGUGGGAUUCUGACUAAUUUCGUGGGCCGUGGGCGCAGGGCGUGUUUAAAGCAGCAAUCCAUCAGACGGGCGGUUGGUAUUACAAGUUGCUUCUCGCUGUUUGGGACCUGCCUCUCGAGAGACUCCACGCCUCGACUGUCGACAGCUGCCCACCUGACGGUGUUGUGGACACGGUCAAAUUCUGCAAGAGAGGGAACAGAGACACAGGGAGGAGACAUCCUAGAGACCUGUGAUAACAGAUCAACGGGGGGGCAACCAUUCGAGCCUUGAUAUCCUGAUCAGAGCAAAACCGAAGAGAUAGCCACAGCCCCUAGGCACAUCUGCCCUUUUCCUCCGUCGGGAAAUUUCGACACGGCCUUACCGUCGCUUGGGCCAGAGGACAAAUCCACACCGAGCACACACCCCGUGGUUGACCGUGGUAGUUUACGCGGUCGUUGGUCACUGGGAUACAACCCCAGCCUGUCUCCUAGCACUACCUCAGCCUUUCCCAAGCAGCCGAUUUCUGUCAGGUUCAGUAAUCACCCUCGGCGGAAUCAGUGAUCUGGAAUCAAAGGCCAUGUCCGUCGCAAUGCAAACAUUCAGAACAGCACCCGUUGGCGACCGCACAUAUUCAUCCCUUCAGUCACUGCUGGAAGACCCCACCCAGUUCUUCAUGUCGUCCAACUCGAUCCAGCGUCCGGUGGGUGGAGAUCUGGAUAUCUUGUCGGCCUCCCGCUACCCCCAGGGACUCAUGCAGCCUUACGAGGACAUGGAGCAACCACCGAAUCCUCGCAAGCGAAAGGCAACAGCCUCGUCCAACCACUUGUACGGGGGCAUUGUCUUAGCUACCGCCCCCAGUGAUGGUAACCACUCAUCCUCGGGGGAACAGGAACAAGUAUCGACUCAAAAGAAAUCAAAGUCGACAAAGCGUUCAUCUACAACCGAUGGAGACGACCAAGCAAGCGAAAAGAAGCAGAGGGGCCGACCUAGACUUGACACCCACGACGAAACGGCGGCCGAUCGUCGACGGACGCAGAUUCGGCUGGCACAAAGAGCGUACCGGCAUCGAAAGGAAACCACCAUCUCGGCGCUGAAGCAAAAGGUCAACGACCUCCAAACCACCAUUGAGCACAUGAACAAGACCUUUCUGACUUUGCACGACAACAUGGUCGAUGCCGGGAUCUUGACCUCGCACUAUUCCCUGGGUCGCCAGCUGCAAGCCGCCACGGAGGAAUUUGUUGCCCUGUCCAAGAUAGCGUCACCUGAAUCCGACGAGGAAGAGGAGGCCAUUGCCAAAAUCACCAAAGGCAGCGACGGGAAGCCCGCCUCCGAACCAGGUGAGAGCAACAGGAGAUCUAGUGCUCAGUCGGGCGCAAAGACCUCGUCACGGCCAGGAGCGACCAAGACUAAUGCACGCCGCGCGGUUAGUUUCGACCAGAGCUCUACCGACGCGGAAGCAGAUGUGGAAGAAUUGCCCGUGACAGGGGGAGACGACCACUCGUUGGUUGCGCUCUCGGAAACCGCGUGGGCAACGGACAAUUCUAACCUCCACGGCCUGAAUGAUCUUAUGUCCUUCAACGCCACCGUCCCCGACGUCGUCCUGUUCGACGACCCCAACGAGAAACUCGUCGUUGAACGCCCUCUCAAGCCUGCCCACCAGCCCGAGGGCUCGUACACUUAUAGCUUCCAGGAAACGACGUUCGCCCGCCGCCUCCACCGAAUGUGUCUAGAGCGGGCCUUCCGCAAUCUGACCAACCCGAACGUCGACCCGGAAUACAUCAAGCGGGCCUUCCGCUUCACGUUCUGCUUCUCCAACCGCAAGCGGAUGCUGCAACGCUUCCAAGAGAUGCUCAAGCGGAAAGCCGGCGAGUCGCUCGAGAACUGGAACGUCCCGUUCUUCCACAUCGGCGGCGCGGGCACGCAUUUCCCCCGCCGUGACGAGGAAGGUAACCCGGUCUACCCGCCGAACAUGAUCAGUCCCGCCAAAGCGUUCGGGCCCCAGCCCUACGUCCAGGUCGAGACUCCGCGGAUGGAGACGUCGGUGCAGGAAAUGCUCGAGAACAUCGGCUUCGGCGGGGUGUGGUUCGACAGCCACGACGUCGAGGAGUAUCUCAAGACCAAGGGCAUCUACCUCGACGGCCAGAGCAGCUUUAUCGAGGUGGACCCCAGCGUCCUGCCACUCGUCAAAGCGUCUCUCUCCUCCAGCGACGGGACUUCGAGCUCAGACCGGAGCCCACUCGACGCGACCCUACGCACUCCAAGCCCCAUUUUGGGCGCCGAGGGCCUGGCAGAUCCCAUCACCGACCCGUUCAUCGCCCGCGAGCUGGGCGACAUGUUUGCCCGACCGAGCACCUUAUUCCCGCCGUUGUCAUCCUCCACCGCCACCUCAAUUAACAACAGUAAUAACAAUACCGGCUCCGCUUCCCAGAGCAAUGCAAAGCUGCUCGAUGACCCGUGGGCCGAGUUCGCGGUACUCACUUCCACCUCGUCUCCACCCACCUUCUCCGAUCUCCUAAGCAGGAGGCCGAACCCGCUCACGUUUGACGUGGAGAUGUUCCUCGAGCGCAUGAUCCACGGGAGUGCCUGCCUGGGCCGAGCCCCGGGUUUCAGAAAGGAGACGAUUGACGAGGCUCUCAUGAUGAGUCUGCAGGAGGGGUUUUGAGGGUCCGCCACCCACCUUUGAUGGAAAUGAGAAACACGCUCGAGGGAGCAAAAUAGUAUCGCAUGUCCGGGCGCGUGGUCCCCCGUUGGGGAGAUAAUGUAUAUAACUCGAAGACGACUUCGUCAUCACUUCACUCAAAAAAUACCUAGUAGUUAAUGUGAGUAUCGUAUGCCGAUGAUGAAAUCUCCGUUUGAGGGACAUGAAACAGUUGAUGAUCC
This is a messenger RNA of Cladophialophora immunda, 3115 nucleotides long. RefSeq lists its product as uncharacterized. Gene Ontology annotation, molecular function: DNA-binding transcription factor activity. Lineage: Eukaryota; Fungi; Ascomycota; Eurotiomycetes; Chaetothyriales; Herpotrichiellaceae. The record is from RefSeq and is a predicted model, not a curated record. Gene Ontology annotation, biological process: regulation of DNA-templated transcription. The coding region runs from base 813 to 2897 and encodes 694 amino acids. The transcript has a single exon.